Molecule: messenger RNA, 2565 nt
Organism: Acanthocheilonema viteae
Lineage: Eukaryota; Metazoa; Nematoda; Chromadorea; Rhabditida; Onchocercidae
Source: the annotation of a GenBank genome assembly
AUGCAGCUGAAGUGUAGUGUAUUGAUUGAUUCACGCACACUUUUCACAUCGAAAUUACGACAGCGAUACAGUAAAGGAAUUCUGAUUCUAAGAAGCAGAAAAGUGAGUAAAAUAGGCGAGUGUGAAUUAAUUAUAACUACUCCUCGAGACAAAAAUGGACGACUUUUCACUAUUACUAGAAGAAGUGUUAAGCGAAUUCAUUCUACAAAAAUGCAGUCUGGAUCUGUUACGAUAGAAAUGAACAAUCCGUCAGUCUUAAUUUGUAUAAAAGAGGCGCCAGUUUCUUCACUUCAUAAUUUCAUUUCAAAACUGCAGAAAAUAUUGGCAGGUGAAGAAAUUGUUUUAGACGAUGAGAAAGAAGUUGCAUUCUCUAGUUUCGCCUCAUUUCGGCGAAAACUAAUUAUGACCAGCAGAAAGCAAUACAGCGAAUAUAAAUUGGGAUUUUCGCAUUAUUUACUAGAGUUGAUAAUAUCAAGCAUUGGUUUGACUGGUGUUGACACUCGUUGGUUUGGAGCUACUUCUCUUCGCGUACUUGAUCUCAGCGGUAAUAAGCUUGGUAAAUCAAAUUCUUUCCAAAUCAAAUUCCUGAAUAUUGUUCGAUUACAGCAUCUCAGAGUACUUGUACUUGCUGAUAACGAAAUACAAUGCAUUUCGGAUGAUUUAUGGAACGCUUUACCAGAAAAUUUGUUAUCAUUGGAUUUGUCGAACAAUCAGAUCUCUUAUUUGUCGCCGUGUUGCACGCGGUUCCCAGAAAUGACUCAUUUAUUGCUCAGCCAUAACAGAAUUGAGGAAUUGCCACGAACUAUAAAUAGUUUGACAAAGUUGAAAUAUUUGGAUAUUAGCUGGAAUAAAUUAAAAUUCUUGCCUUCGGAAAUAAAGGAUCUCUCACUUGAGAUGAUUGAUGUGACUGCUUAUAACGGUGACGAGAAACUAAAAGUACAUGAUACUCUUAAUCAGUUACUUGAAAUAGACACCCCAAUGGUUAAGCUUGGCACACUGUUCGAAUAUGCUGCUGCUGCUGUUUUAAAUUACAGAAUCAGUACGAAUUCUCUACCGGAUUCACUGCGCAUAAUGAUACAACAAGCAGUUCAGAAUUGUAAAAAUAAACUGGGAGGAGGCUAUAGAUUUUAUCCUGCUAGUAUUGUUACUGCAAGGUAUCGUAUCGAAGAUGUACGAUCUCUGGCACUUCAAGCAGUUUCACGAACUCAUUAUAGUGUGAUUUUGCAAGAGAAGGAGGGGAACUUAGUCCGUCCUCGAAAGUUGACAAUAACCUGUGCAACUUUCGAGGCUGUUUUUCCCGAGGUGAUCGUUUUGUUUGGUCGUCCUACGGUUGUUAACUAUUUGAAACAAGUUGGAAGGCCGAUGUUGGUUGAGCCGUCUGACAAUACAGAUGAUCCCAAACAAAUUUGGCAAAAUAAACUCUGCGAUAUUGAGUCAUUGCUACUUGAAGCUGACGUUUUAUUUUGUGAUAUAGAAGGCAUUGGAAAAUAUAAAAAAAAAUUGAAAAAUGAAAGGAAAUUUUUGACUGCUCUAAAAAAUCUAUCGGUCAGUGAAUUGAGGAAAUAUUCGGAUACUACCAAUAUAACGCAUCUUCGAAGUUUGCUUAAUGUGGCAAAGAAAUAUUCUUGUUGUGCCUUUUACAAAAGCUUCGCUGCAUCGCAAAGGAAAUCAAAGCGAGAGAUUGAUUUAGUGGUAGAUGGCGGCGCUGCAUGGGUGAAAGUGAUAUCUAGAAAUGUUAGAGGUCUUGCUAUGGAUUUUAUUGGUGCCAGUGGAAGUGCUAACCGUUCCGUUAUUGAGCAAGCACAAAAUUACAUUGAGGUAGCUCGAAGUCAUCUUCAUUUCUUCAAAGUGCCAAAAAUAAUAUUUGAAUUCGUGCAUGGUGUUCCAGACUUGUUGCAGCAUAAACUUGAAUCAUUUGGAAUUGAAGUUGUUGGUGAUAUGGUGAACAUUAACGAAUUCAUAAAAUUGCCAGUUGAUUUUGCUUCAUAUGACAGUGAUGAUAUUUACGGCGGUACACCAUCUGUUUUGAAAAACGAAUGCCUGAAAACAGAAGAUUGCAUUGUAGAUACCGUUAAUCUUGAUAUCAGUAGUGUAUUUGCUCUUAUUUCAUCUUUAACGCAUAGAAAUGGUGCUAAUUAUAACUAUGCUAGUCGGUUACUAAAUUCUCAAGCUCAAGCUGAAAGGAAGAAACCUGCUCUUCCUCCACUACUGAAAGCUAUUAAAGAUUCAAAGUUGAUAAUUUGUCAAACAGCAUAUGAUUCUGUGCAGUCAAUUUUGAAUACAGUGGCGGGACCGCAGGAGAGAAUACGUGCCAAAGAGUUAUUCGAAAAAGUUGAAAUAGUGGAAGAUAAAUUAUCAGAACGAGCAGCUAGACUAAAAUUAAGUGAUAGAAUCAGUCAGAGAUCUAAAAUAAUAUUUGGUUCUGGUGAUUAUUACAAAGCAGUUACAGUUACUGCCAAUCGUCAUUUUGUUUAUGCGGCCGCUCAUCAGGAUAUUCAUUUCGCUGUUAUUAUACAUGAAUCGAGAGCACUAAGUGAACAGAAGCAACGAGAUUUAAGGAGUUAA